AUGCUGCGCAUGACUGAACCUGAGACUAUCGCGAUUGAUAAAGAGUUACAGCUGGACUGGGACCUGUAUCGUGAUGUUCCUGAUGCCAUUGUGCAAGAGGAAGGGCUCCUGCUCGACUAUUUCCGAAAACUCAAGUUCAUCUAUCUGGAGCAGGAGACCAAACUACGCUUUCUCGCAGACUUGCAAGACGACCCAGAGACUGGGCUAGAGCCGCAAAUUUUAUCCACGGCCGAUGUAGCGCAUCGUGAACAGGAGUGCAAGCGUGUAAAGCAGCAGCUUGUUGAGGCCAAAACACGCGUGCGGCACCUACGUACAGCAAUUGACUCGAUUGCACAUGCAAUGGAAGAACCGUGCGAUGCAUUGGAUGCAGAAGUGGCCCAAGCUGCCAGACUGCUGACAGAUAUCACGGACAUGGAACUCGAGCUGGCAAAAACAAAGGCAGCAGAACGCACGCAUGGGGCUAUGACAACCACGGAGGCCGAGGCAGUGUGUGAUGACCAGAUUCUCGCGAUGCAGGCCAUCGACGACGAGACUACACGCACGAUGCAAGAUGUCGAGGCAGCAAGGAAAGAGCUUGCCGAAUCUGUUCGCACGCUUGAUCGACUCAAGGCCGAGCGAGCAGCAGCGGAAAAGCUUGCGAACGAUGCAAGGCUAGGUAUGGGCCGCGAUCGUGGGCGCGACUGGGAACUCGAGCGCCUAUGUGCAAAGCAUACGUCUACCCUCGAGUCUCUUGAGCAUGCACUAGGGAUUGUGCAGAUGACAGCACCCAAUGCGAACGAACUACAUAUUAUCAUCGCACGGCCCACAGCUAAGCGCGCACGGCGAAGGUCCACCCGCAAGUCUACCGCUGCAGAAGAAGAGGGCGAGCACCGAACCCUUGUACUGCGCUUUCAAGAGCCUGGCGGACCACUUGCAAGCAUGGAACUGUGGGAUGCCGACAGCACGACGCCCGUUGCCAUGGACCAGGAACUCGUGCAAUUAACGAAACAAGCUAUUCAUACGAACCACGCGGCAGCAAUAGUUCAAGCUGUCUGGCGCUCUUACACGUAG
Molecule: messenger RNA, 1050 nt
Organism: Malassezia globosa CBS 7966
Lineage: Eukaryota; Fungi; Basidiomycota; Malasseziomycetes; Malasseziales; Malasseziaceae
Exons: 1
Coding region: 1-1050 (349 amino acids)
Biological process (GO): attachment of mitotic spindle microtubules to kinetochore; protein localization to kinetochore
Cellular component (GO): kinetochore
Source: RefSeq, a predicted model, not a curated record